Anarrhichthys ocellatus (wolf-eel) is the source of this 1496-nucleotide messenger RNA. Its product is annotated as m-AAA protease-interacting protein 1, mitochondrial. Gene Ontology annotation, biological process: protein insertion into mitochondrial inner membrane from matrix. Gene Ontology annotation, molecular function: ribosome binding. The record is from RefSeq and is a predicted model, not a curated record. The coding region runs from base 86 to 931 and encodes 281 amino acids. NCBI's taxonomy places the organism in Eukaryota, Metazoa, Chordata, Actinopteri, Perciformes, Anarhichadidae. The transcript has 5 exons. Gene Ontology annotation, cellular component: mitochondrial inner membrane.
UACCAAAGGCAACGGUGAAGAUGGAGGCUCCAGCCCCGGUUCGUGGAUCAAACGCCGCCGGUAACGCUGCGUCCUCCUCGCGCUGAUGCAGCGCAUCACCAGCCUCGCUGCACGCCGCGAGCUCGGUGGCCUCGCGACGUGCUCACCUGGCAUCUGCGCCUGGAAGAGGGGCCCGACCUGCAGCAAGCAGCCGGAUGUGUGCCGACAGUGGGCGGCGAUGUGCGUGCGUCCUCCUGCGCGUGCUUUCACCGGGGUGUCCGGGCCCGCAGCGCGAGGCCGGAGGUUGUGCAAGCGGAGGUUCGUGUUCGCCGCUCAGAGACACAGACUGUUCGGCUCGCAGCCGGCCGAGCCGCCGGGGAGCUCCGCCGGGCGGCCCGGUGUCUCCGUGGUUGGCAUCCCGGACCCGAUCACGUGGAUCCGGUGCAAAGUUAUCAUGUAUCUCGUGGAUCUGCACUUUGAGUUAGACUUGAACUCUGCAGAGUUUCAAACGGGAGUAAAGCAGGCUUUGGUCCACGUCUCCAACCUGAUGUCCAGUGGCAGAUACCACAGUCUAGUGGGGAUUGUGUCCAGUGAGACGAUAGAUUACGUCCAGACAAGGUGCCGGUCCCUCAGCGAGGCUCAGAGACAGCAGCUCGCCGUCACAAUGGAGGACAUUGUAUUCAUGCUGCCGGAAGACGUGUCCGUCGUCUUUGAUAAAUUUGGUAGAAAGUUCUGCUUCGUGGUCAUGAGGUUCUGGCUCCUGUCAACAUAUGAAGGGCCCGAUGACCCCGAGGGCACGAAGAUCUUCAAAGUGGCCUCCAGUGACGAUGGCGGCCCACAGAGGAGAAUAGUGACGGCAGUCUAUGAAUUCCACCGAGAGCUGACGAGCGGAGCGUCUCCGGACUGGACGGUCACGACUGUUUGGCACUGGCACUGGAAACUGGCCGAGUGACGACGAGGCCAUUUGUCCGUCACCAGGACACGACGGGGGAGGAGUGUUCGGCUGAAUCGGCUGACCUCAGAACUGUGUGUUCGGAUCAGAUGAAACGGGACCCAGAGACAUAACACCUGAAGACCUCAGAACUUUAUAAAUGAACCUACCUCACUACUUGAAGGUUGUCCUCAAACCUCUCUCUUGCUCAAAAAAUAAAAACCUCACUCCAGAUCCAGCUUUCAACCACAUUUCUUGGACUUCCUCCGCAUAUGGGGUUCACUUUGCUGUCAUGGUGAUGUCACCACGUGACCUAAAGUAUGGUCAUGUGACAAAAGUGACCAUGUAUACAAACACCUGUUGUCACGUGACUGAAGCUCCGUUCUUACUGUGGGUCACAUGAUGACAACUGAGCCAUCUCCAUGACAAACUAUCCACUGAGGAAGCCCAUGGGAUGCAGCUGAAAGUUCCAGAAAGAGCUUAUAAGUGAACCUUAAUUUGUUUUGGUCAAACUGCUGUUUCCAAGGUCAAGAAUGAAUUCUGUUGAAUUUGUUGUACCAAUAAAUUGCUUGAUCAUAAGACCAAA